Dermacentor andersoni is the source of this 1072-nucleotide messenger RNA. RefSeq lists its product as uncharacterized. NCBI's taxonomy places the organism in Eukaryota, Metazoa, Arthropoda, Arachnida, Ixodida, Ixodidae. The record is from RefSeq and is a predicted model, not a curated record.
GGUAUCACUGGUCUUGCCUGCAGCGUGAUGAGUGGCUGGGCCAAGAACGCCAGGAUCUUGGAAGGUCUUGAAAAGCUACUGCCUCUCCCUAUAUCAGUGCUUGGGAUAGGAGGCAGCUCCACUUCUAGCUCUUCGGCAUCUCAAGAUGAUGAAUCCAAAGGACUCCUUUCCAAUGUGUUGGACGUUGUUACCGACCCACUGUCAAUACUGAAGCCACACGCAGAUUCUGACAGUGAUAAGCCAAAAGAUCUCGUUUCAAGUGUGCUGGAUGCUGUUACGAAUCCUUUGGACAUACUUACAGACCCAUUGUCAAUACUGAAGCCCCAGGGAGAUUCUGACAGCGAUAAGCCAACUGGUCUUGUUUCAAGUGUGCUGGAUGCGGUUACGAAUCCAUUGCAAGGCUUAGCCUCUCAAGACGACGAUUCCUCGGCUGACAAGCCUAAAGGGCUCGUAUCAUCUGUGCUCGACGUUGUUACUAAUCCUCUUGGAGCGCUAGACAUCCAACAUCACGAAGACUCUGCCGGAGAUAACGAAAAACCCAAGGGAUUAAUAUCGACCGCCUUGGAUGCUCUCACACCGAGUCAUCAACAGGAUGACGAUUCCAACGACAGUGAGAAGCCAAAGGGGCUAAUUUCCGGGAUGUUGGAUGCUAUUACAAGUCCUGUCUUGGAUUUGGGCUCUCAAACAAAAGACGAUUCGGGAUCUUCGGAUGACAGCGACAAGCCCCAAGGCCUGCUUUCCAGUGUGCUGGGAAUUGGUUCAAAGCAUGACGACGACUCGAAGUCGCAAGAUACGCCAGAAUCAAGUUCAGAGGAUAAACAGCCGCACGGACUUCUUUCCAACGUACUUGGAAUUGUAGGUCGCUAGUCCUUACUAUGCUGAUUUGUAAACCAAUGAAAGCGUUUUUCGUUUCUUCAGAUAUGAGGACGGGCUAACCAAUGUAAGCACAUUUGUAAAAUGUAUUCGCGCCUUGCUCUUCGCGCAGCGAUUAGAGAAACGAUAUCAGUAAGCGGCAGAUAAAUACAUCUAGACACCUAGAGAAAUGUUUACGUGCGGGUGCCUAAAUUUUUUC